AUUCUUCCCCUGGGUUGCCUUUGAUCACAUCUUUGUUUUAUGGCUUUCUUCUUGAGUUUUUUGAUUUAUUUGAUUUUCUUCCUUUUGAUAUAAAGACAAAGUUUUGGUUUUGGCCAGAGAAUUAAUUUGUACUUGUUAAGUGGGCUAGCUGGUUCAGUCCUGAUGAUUGCUAGCAAGCAGGGAUUUUUGUUCUACUCUGCUUGUUCUCUAAAAACAAAUGCAAACUUCGAGCUCAUAAAAUUAAUUUCUUGAUUGUUACUUUCUAAAAUAAGUUCAAGAUUCAUGGUUCGUCGAUACAUACCAAUAUGUAUAAGAGCAUUUGGUUCCAGAAGGAAAUUGAAUGGUUUAUCAUGUUUUAAUAGAUCAUUAUGCCCCAAAAGUAACUGACAAUUUUGGGUUCUAUUGGACUAUCAGCAUUGUGCUCAUUAAUAUGGUUUUGAAUUGCAGCCAGCGUUUGUCUUUUUUUUUUCCCCUUUUUGGGAAUUAGAGUAAGUCUGUUAAAAGGACCAAGGUGAUUUAACAGCCUAUUGGUUUCAAAAUUUUAUAGAACACCUUCCACAUUAUUCCCGUUAACAGUAGUUAACUACUUUAGAAUGAUAAGAGUUGUAAGGAAAUUAUAUCUCAAACACAAUAUCUGCUGGGUGUUCUGCACCUUGGUCUUCCUUUCUCAUUGCAUUAGUUGUAAUAUCUUCCUCUUUAUCGAGUAAAAAAUUUCCCACGAGUCUAUGAUAUGAUCAUCCCUUAAUGUUUAUUAUUUUUCUUUCGGAUUCUGACUUAAUUGGAUGCAUAUACACUACAGCUGCCUGGCAUGGGAAGCCGGAAAGCCACUGGUAAUAGAAGAAGUGGAGGUGGCACCUCCACAGGCAAUGGAGGUUCGCCUGAAGAUCCUGUUCACCUCCCUAUGCCAUACUGAUGUUUACUUCUGGGAAGCUAAGGGGCAGACACCUUUAUUCCCUCGUAUAUUUGGUCAUGAAGCAGGCGGGAUUGUUGAAAGUGUUGGUGAGGGUGUUACCGACCUCGAACCUGGUGACCAUGUCCUUCCUGUUUUCACGGGAGAGUGCAAGGAGUGUCGGCAUUGUAAGUCAGAGGAAAGCAACAUGUGUGAUCUCCUAAGGAUCAAUACUGACAGAGGAGUGAUGCUCAAUGAUGGUAAAUCAAGGUUCUCAAUCAAUGGACAGCCGAUCUACCAUUUUGUUGGGACUUCAACCUUCAGCGAAUACACUGUUGUUCAUGUUGGUUGUGUCGCCAAGAUUAAUCCUGCUGCUCCUCUCGACAAAGUUUGUGUUCUGAGCUGUGGAAUCUCAACAGGUCUCGGUGCCACAUUGAAUGUUGCAAAGCCUGGAAAAGGUUCAACAGUAGCAAUAUUUGGAUUGGGAGCUGUAGGCCUUGCUGCUGCUGAAGGGGCUAGAAUGGCAGGUGCCUCAAGGAUUAUUGGGGUUGAUUUAAAUUCCAAGAGAUUCAAUGAAGCCAAGAAAUUUGGGGUCACGGAGUUUGUGAAUCCAAAAGACCAUGGCAAACCUGUUCAGGAGGUGAUUGCUGAAAUGACUGGUGGUGGAGUUGAUCGAAGUGUCGAAUGCACUGGAAACAUCAAUGCUAUGAUAUCUGCAUACGAAUGUGUUCAUGAUGGAUGGGGUGUUGCUGUACUUGUUGGUGUGCCAAACAAAGAUGAUGCCUUCAAAACACAUCCAAUGAAUGUCUUGAAUGAGAAAACACUUAAGGGUACCUUCUUUGGAAACUACAAGCCGCGCUCUGACCUUCCUCUGGUGGUGGAAAAAUACAUGAACAAGGAGCUGCAGUUGGAGAAAUUCAUCACCCAUGAAGUCCCCUUCUCAGAAAUUAACAAGGCCUUCGACUACAUGCUCCGUGGAGAUAGUCUUCGAUGUGUGAUCCGCAUGGAUGCAUAAAAUAGGAUCUAAUCUGUCAGAGUCAAAAGUCUAUCUCAGAAAGACAAAUUAAAAAACAAAAUGUCAUUGUUGUUGGAAAUAUUGUGAAAAAAAGAAAAAGUCUCAUUAUCUGGUUUGAGUCUUAAAUACUGUACAUAACAAAAUAAUGCUUAUGUUUCCAAGUCUAUAUAAAUAAAAAUUGUUUGGUAUUUUUGUUAA
Messenger RNA from Theobroma umbraticum, 2102 nucleotides. RefSeq names its product alcohol dehydrogenase 1-like. Gene Ontology annotation, cellular component: cytosol. NCBI's taxonomy places the organism in Eukaryota, Viridiplantae, Streptophyta, Magnoliopsida, Malvales, Malvaceae. Gene Ontology annotation, molecular function: S-(hydroxymethyl)glutathione dehydrogenase [NAD(P)+] activity; zinc ion binding; alcohol dehydrogenase (NAD+) activity. Gene Ontology annotation, biological process: formaldehyde catabolic process. The record is from RefSeq and is a predicted model, not a curated record.